This is a messenger RNA of Alosa alosa (allis shad), 3095 nucleotides long. RefSeq names its product cadherin-like protein 26 (gene cdh26.2). Gene Ontology annotation, molecular function: calcium ion binding; cadherin binding. Gene Ontology annotation, cellular component: plasma membrane; adherens junction; catenin complex. The transcript has 18 exons. The record is from RefSeq and is a predicted model, not a curated record. Gene Ontology annotation, biological process: cell-cell junction assembly; calcium-dependent cell-cell adhesion; multicellular organism development. The coding region runs from base 58 to 2598 and encodes 846 amino acids. NCBI's taxonomy places the organism in Eukaryota, Metazoa, Chordata, Actinopteri, Clupeiformes, Clupeidae.
GUGGAGGAAGGAACCUUUAAUGCACUUUGUUGCCCCGGUGUGACUUUCCUGGUCUCUAUGGCCACAAUGGGAGCUUGGACUAUUAGCAUGCUACUGAUUCUGGCAGUAGUACUUACGGAUUCUGCCACGUCAAGGGGUAAGAUCCGACAGAAGCGAAACUGGAUCAUAGACUCCUUUGACAUGGAGGAGGAGUACCCAGGUCCUUAUCCCUACAAACUGGGGAUGAUACAGUUAGAUGUUAAAUACUUAGUUAACUUACACAUCCAUGGACAAGGUGUUGACCUAGAUCCAAAGGAUGUGCUUGAGAUAGACCAGAGGGAUGGCACCCUGUGGAGUAAACGGAAAGUGAACUUUGAGGAAUACAAACUUCUCAAGCUUAAUUUUGAAGCCAAAAACGUGUCAAAUGGUGAAGUUGACACACGGCUUGGCAUUGAGAUACAAAUCAAAGAUGUGAACGAUAAUACUCCACAACUAGAAGGGGAAUAUAAAAUCAGCCUGGAUGAGUCAACGAAGCAAGGUAAAGACGUUAUCACAGUGCGGGCAGAUGACCUGGAUGAUUCAACAACUUCAAAUGGAACCUUUGACUUAAGAAUUGUGUCUGUUACCCCACAAGAUCCUGACAUUGAUUUUGUCAUAGCGCAAGAAGAUACCAUAGGAAAAAUAACUUUCAAGGGAUGCCUAAAUUAUGAGAAAUACCAGAAGUAUACUAUCUUGGUUGAAGCAAAGGACAGGGGAGAAGUAGUUCAACUUUCCAGCACUGGCACUGUAACAGUCAAUGUAAACGACCAAAACAACCAACCCCCUAUCUUCACCGGUCAAACUGGCUCUGGCAUAGUCAAAGAAGGAGAGAGUGGGAUGACCAUUCUACGAAUUCAAGUCUCCGAUGAAGACACUGAAGGCACGCCUGCCUGGAAGGCCAAGUACAUGCUCCAUGGAGACCCAGGUGGAUAUUUCAAGAUCACGACUGAUCCAGAAACGAAUGAAGGAGUUUUGACAGUUGUUAAGCCCUUAGACUAUGAAGAUGGUCAGCUGAGAAAACUGUCGGUCACCGUGGAGAAUGAAGAGCCUUACUUUACCUGCCAAGUCAAUGGUCGCCCUCAGCAGGGACUGUGGGAUGUGGCAUGGGUAGGAGGGGACUCUGAUAACCUCCCUCCUGUAAUCUCUCGGCCAAUCACCAUUACCGUUGAGGACACCAACGACCCUCCUUUCUUCCUUCCUGAUGUCAAAAACAUAAGGUUGAUGGAGAACUCUCCUGUUGGAACGCCCCUGGAGAAAUUUACUGCAGAUGAUCACGAUGGGGUCUAUGCCAGUAGUUUUGAAUAUCAAGUUGGGAAAGAUCCAGCUGGUUGGGUUAAGGUGGAUUCUAAGACAGGCCAAGUCAGCACGACAAAAGUCCUGGACAGAGAGUCACCCUAUGUGAAUGACAGUCUCUAUACUGCAAUCAUAUGGGCAGUGGACCAUGGGGAACCCCCUAUGACUGGUACUGGAACGCUUAAUAUUCACCUGAUUGAUGAGAAUGACAAUGUGCCCGUCUUGAACGAGAAUGCGCUGGCCAUGUGUUUGUCCGAUGAGCCCAUCUCUGCUAGCAUCACUGCUCAGGAUCUGGACCUACGCCCUUACAGUGACCCCUUCCAUUUUGAAUUGCUCGGAGAUGUCCACGGGAGGUGGAAACUUGACCCUAAAUAUGGAACAAAAGUAAACCUGGUGAAGGACACGGCAGUUUACGCAGGUCACCACGAACUGACUUUGAAGAUCUCCGACUCUCAAGGCCAACAUUCCCUCCAAAAUCUGUCUGUCACAGUGUGUGACUGCACAGAGUCACAGGAUUGCAUAUCGCGGAGCAGAUCCACUGAAAUGGGUGGGAGUGCCAUUGGCAUUGUUAUCCUCGGUCUGUUGCUCCUACUAGCUUUGCUGUUGCUGGCAAGUCUAAUCUCCUGUAAGUCAGAAAAAGUCUUCAUCCAACCAGAGGAAAGUCCAGGAUGGCAUCUACUACCCUCCAAUAUUGAGACACCUGGAACUGAUUGCAAGGUUCCUUACCCAGUCGACCAGGUUGAUAUCGGCAAAGCUGUGAAUGUCAAAUUGAUCAACUCCACAAACCCUGUCAUCGUAAUGCAGGAGUCUGACAUGAAGAGUAAUGUCCCAGGGUUUUCACAGUAUGCGAAUGGAGUAUCUCUCAAUCAGCAGUCAACCCAAGAGAUAGCUUCAAGUAAGAAAUCAUUCUGGGAUAUGGGAUUUGGAUAUGAGGAAGCUUCAACCAGGAAAUCAUUCCGGGAAUUUGGAUAUGCUGAAGGAUCCAUGAUGAACAGAAAGUUUUCCCAUCAAGAGUCGUCAUCCAUAAGACGGGAUGUUUUAAAUUCUCAACUCAUCCAGAGACUCGACAUGUUGGAGACGUUUGAAAAUGAACUGGGGGACUAUGAUCCCCAUGUCUACGCAUAUGAAGGGGAGCCAGCAUCAGACGCCCAGCUGGAUGCCAUCUCCAUCCCCGGCAGUGAGGUUGACAGCAACCUACUCCAGAAUCUGCACCCAAAAUUCAGAACUUUGGCCAACAUAUGUAGACCAGAUCUAAUGGAGGGAAUUUACAGUAAUGGUACAGUGUAAAAUGUGUGAAUGUUCUCUUGAUAUACUAUGGGUUUGGCUGAUUAGCUGCUGCUUAUGAACAUUCAAAACUGAUACAGAAUGUGAUGAUGGAAUGUGACGACAAACUGUGUCUGGCCAGUACAGGGUAUUCUCUUGUGCUUUAUGGAAUAGCAUUAUAUAGUCGCUUUGGCUAAAAAGCGUCAGCCAAAUGUAAUGUAAUGUAAUAUGUGACAACAGGUAAUCGAGGAAACAUUCCAAGCCUUGAGGCAAGCACACACUGACAAACUUCAAUUCAAUGCCAAAUGCAGUAUCCCUAUUUAGAACUUUGAUUAAUGCUGGGAAGGCAACAUAAUGUACUAAAAACAUUAGUAACAAAAGAAUUCUGUGUUUCCAAUAUUAUUGAUAUAUGACUGAGUCUUGCCCGGUCAAUGCAAUAAUACUGUAGCGUCGGUGGAUGUACAUGUCUAACGUUGAAUGAGUGUCUCCCAGAAUGCAGUGCGAGUGAAUGCUAGAAUGUG